AUGCAGAUCAAGAAGCUGCUGUUCGCUGCCUCCCUCGCAGCCACUACCGCUGCCCUCCCGGCCACCGAAUGUGCCACCGAAUCUGAGGCUUUUGGCAUUGUAGCCAUCCAUUCGGGCUCUGAUGUUCAGUACUCUAGCUUCAACGCUGCAAAGGGGACAAUUUUCGCGGGUUUGAAGAAACAGGGAGCCCGCUGCGCCCGCCCUAAGGAGCAGGACGCCACCUUCUACAUCAAGAACGGCGCUCUCUAUCUCUACGACACUUCUGCCACCCCCCAGGAGAUUUUCGUUGAUCGGUCCGGCAUGGGCCAAGGCGUCAUUGGCUACGACACCCUAGCCCAGGGUACUCCCAAGUACGGUGAACGCAAGGGGUGGGCUAUCAAGGAUGGCCACCUUCAGUUUGCCGGCAACCACCUGAUUGCUUGUCCCCAUAGUAUCGACGGUGCUUGGUCUAUCUGGGUCUCUGUCGGAGACGCAAACCCUGGUGAUAACAAAAACUGUGUGGGCAUUGCCGCGCGCAUUGAGAAGAUCUCAAACCCCAACGCCUGCCACUACACUGAGUAG
This is a messenger RNA of Penicillium riverlandense, 561 nucleotides long. It is a transcript of the gene aspf34, whose product is annotated as cell wall protein PhiA. The record is from RefSeq and is a predicted model, not a curated record. Lineage: Eukaryota; Fungi; Ascomycota; Eurotiomycetes; Eurotiales; Aspergillaceae. Bases 1 to 561 code for a protein of 186 amino acids. The transcript is spliced from 2 exons.